GGCAGUCUCUUUGACCUACUCCUUAUAAAGGUCUCUUCUAGCUAGACUAUCAAACUUCCACACAGUUUGCAGUAUUGAAAUUCUCAGAAUCCAUUGAUCGCAUAUGGCUCAAUCCCAAACCAAAACAUCAAGCAUGAAGAUCUGCCAGGUACUGGCCCUGCCUUAUCCUGGUAGAGGCCAUAUCAAUCCCAUGAUGAAUCUCUGCAAGCUACUAGUUUCAAGACAACCUCAUAUUCUCAUCACUUUUGUCGUCACUGAACAGUGGCUUGGCUUCAUUGGUUCCGAAACCAGGCCGGAGAACGUCCGGUUCGCUACUGUUCCCAAUGUUAUACCGUCGGAGCUUGAUCGCGCCAAGGACUUUCCUGGCUUCUUGGAAGCUGUUUCCACAAAGAUAGAAGCUCCUUUUGAGAAGCUACUGGAUGAGCUAGAGUUCCCAGUGUUUGCUAUCGUAGCUGAUUCUUACAUGCGUUGGGCUGUUGAUGUUGGUAACCGGAGGAACAUUCCGGUGGCUUCGCUUUGGCCAAUGUCUGCAUCUGUAUUUUCAGUUUUUCAUCAUCAUGAGCUUCUUCUUAAAAAUGGGCAUUUCCCAGUUGAACUUUCAGAACGUGGAGAGGAGCAUGUUGACUACAUCCCUGGACUUCCUUCAACAAGGGUAGCUGAUCUUCCAACAAUUUUGCAUGGAACUGGAUCUAAUGAAGGUACCAGAAAAGUUUUAAACCGAGCCUUGGAAUGUGUUGAAGGAGUGUCAAACGCACAGUAUCUUUUCUUCACUUCAUUCUACAAGCUGGAAGAUCAAGUCUUUGACCAGUUAAAAACGGAGUUUCCUUUCCCCGUCUGCCCAGUUGGACCUACCAUACCCUUCUUUCAAUUCAAACACAACUCUUCAUCAACAAUAACCAGUAAUCUCAAUGGACGUCCCAACUACUUCGAGUGGCUGGAUUCCCAACCUAAUGCCUCAGUCUUGUAUGUCUCAUUGGGAAGUUUUCUAUCAGUUUCAAGUGACCAAAUGGAUGAAAUUGUUGCUGGGGUGCGCAAUAGUGGUGUACGGUACUUGUGGAUAGCUCGUGGCGAUACUUCUCUCUUUAAAGAUGGCUGUGAUGAUGCAGGGAUUGUAGUGCCUUGGUGUGACCAAUUGAGGGUUUUAUGUCAUCCUUCCAUCGGGGGAUUUUGGACACAUUGUGGCUGGAAUUCUACUCUUGAAGCUGUUUACAGUGGUGUUCCAAUGCUUACAUUUCCAAUCUUUAUGGAUCAAGUUCCAAACAGUAAGCGAAUUGUGGAGGAUUGGAAGAUUGGAUGGAGAGUGAGGAGAGAGGUUGGGAGUGAAAGUUUGGUGACAAGAGAAGAGAUUUCAGAGCUAGUGAAAAGGUUUAUGGAUAUGAAUAGUAUUGAGAGGAAGGACAUGAGUAAAAGGGCUAGAGAACUUAAAGAAAUUUGUCAAGGAGCAGUUGCUGAAAGUGGAUCAUCUAUAAGUAACAUUGAUGCUUUUCUUAAGGAUAUUUCACAGAUCCAUGACUCAGAAUAAGCAAGUAAGUUUAAUGUACCCUGUCCACUCUCAUGAUUUGGAGUACCCAGGGCGCCAUUUGUUUCUUAUGUUGGAGAUAUUAGGACCUUGAUUGUUUGAAUAAUUAAUGAAACUAAGAUUUAUAUAUCGAACAAAGAAAUAAAUUUUCUGUUUA
Molecule: messenger RNA, 1676 nt
Organism: Pistacia vera
Lineage: Eukaryota; Viridiplantae; Streptophyta; Magnoliopsida; Sapindales; Anacardiaceae
Product: UDP-glycosyltransferase 87A1-like
Exons: 2
Coding region: 104-1522 (472 amino acids)
Molecular function (GO): UDP-glycosyltransferase activity
Source: RefSeq, a predicted model, not a curated record